AUGGUUGUCUAUUCCUUUUACAUAUUCGAUAGACAUACCGAAUGCAUCUACUCUAAACACUGGCACCGUAAUAAUGAGCGACCCCUCUCCACCACUACCGGCGCAACCGCGCGACCUAUCUCCGGCUCCAGCAACUCCAGUGCCGUACCUCCCAUCAAUGCGCCAGAACUUCCUAUCCCCAAGAGUCGCCCCGGAAAGUUGAGUGCGCAGGAUGAUGCGAAAUUGAUAUUUGGUACCAUAUUCUCGCUGCGGAAUAUGGUGAGAAAGCUGGGAGGACCAGAUGAUAGCUUCAUAUCGUUUCGAACGGGACAGUACAAGCUACAUUAUUACGAGACGCCAACGAAUAUCAAGUUUGUGAUGCUUACGGACACACAAACUUUGGCUAUGAGGCAGGUGCUACAUCAAAUAUAUGUCAAUCUUUAUGUAGAAUUUGUUGUCAAGAACCCGCUAUCCCCCAUAGAACAUCCUGGAGGUGAAGGGGUUGCGAAUGAGCUCUUCGAGCUGGCACUCGAUCAAUUUGUCAAAGGCGUUCUUUGA
Sclerotinia borealis F-4128 is the source of this 537-nucleotide messenger RNA. NCBI's taxonomy places the organism in Eukaryota, Fungi, Ascomycota, Leotiomycetes, Helotiales, Sclerotiniaceae. The record is from the annotation of a GenBank genome assembly.